This is a messenger RNA of Pichia kudriavzevii, 867 nucleotides long. RefSeq lists its product as uncharacterized. NCBI's taxonomy places the organism in Eukaryota, Fungi, Ascomycota, Pichiomycetes, Pichiales, Pichiaceae. The record is from RefSeq and is a predicted model, not a curated record. The transcript has a single exon. The coding region runs from base 1 to 867 and encodes 288 amino acids.
AUGAUAAUCCCAUUGCUCCUUAUCUUGCAACUUGCAAUUGGACAUGAUGAGAUUAUUGAGAAUGAAAUGAAUUGGGUACUCGAGUCGCUGGAACAAAAAAGCGAUUCAUGCAUGCUAAAUGUCAUGGCUAAAUACUAUAUACCAUACCAAGAGAUAAUUCCCGCACAUGACGUAAAAGAACGUGCUCUAGUUAGCAAAAUAUUGGCAGUCGAACUAACGAAAUGCCUCUUUGAUGGUCCUUAUAUGCCGGAGCUGGACGAACGGUGUAAUGCCACGGAAUGGAACGAAGAGAAUUUACAGAAUUGCGUAGGUUCUCUUGCGCAGAAUAACGUUAUCUGGACUACAUUCAACGGGUAUCUAGGUCAAAUGGACAGCUUAGUGCAUGAAAGAAGUGAGAAAAUUGAUAAUCUUCGUAUUUUGAAGGAAUACAAGUUAAUCAUAAGUAGCCUGGGAGAACACAUGGAUAACAUAUUGACAGAACGCAUUGAAAGAGAAUUUGAGUUUGCUGAUAUAUUAAAUACGUGGCAUCUGGAGCAUGAACAGACACAUCUAGAUUUGGUUCAGAAUCUCAAAUCGCAAAUUGAAGAGCUAAGAGCUUUCAAUAAGUUGCAACAGGAAAUACAGCAGGAAGAGCGUAUAAGGUUGAGCAAGUCUUCAAGGUUCCGUCUGCCAGUAUUAAUUGUUGCAUUAUUGCUAUUGACAAUGACUGCACUAGUACAAUUGGUGGGAGGCGUAGAUCGCACACAAGUGGAGCUAGCUUUAUUUCUUCGGAUGAUAGCAUUCGGUGUUGGUGCAGGCCUAGCAACCGUUUUGCGGCAUGAAUUAAGUAAAUACUUUACAAAGCUUGAUCCAGAGAAUAUCACAUAG